UCGGUGCCCGCGCCGCGGGGAGGUGAUCCUUUCCAGCACUGAGGAGGCCACGGCUGCCCGGCCGCCUGCCGUCCUCGCGGGCCGCGGCUGCGGCAUGGCCGGGAUCAUUAAGAAGCAGAUCUUGAAGCACCUGUCCCGGUUCACGAAGAAUCUUUCUCCAGACAAAAUCAACUUGAGCACCCUGAAGGGAGAGGGCCAGCUGAGCAACCUGGAGCUGGAUGAAGAGGCUCUGCAGAACGUGCUGGAACUGCCCACCUGGCUAGCCAUCACCAGGGUCUACUGCAACCGGGCCUCCAUCCGCAUCCAAUGGACCAAGUUGAAGACACAUCCGAUCUGCUUGUGUCUGGAUAAGGUGGAGGUGGAGAUGAAAACCUGUGAGGACCCGCGCCCCCCCAAUGGGCAGUCUCCCAUCGCCCUUGCUUCAGGACAGAGUGAGUACGGCUUUGCCGAGAAGGUGGUGGAGGGGAUGUUCAUCGUUGUUAAUUCCAUCACCAUCAAGAUCCACUCCAGGGCCUUCCACGCCUCUUUUGAACUGUGGCAGCUCCAGGGUUAUAGUGUCAACCCCAGCUGGCAGCAGAGUGACCUGCGUCUGACCCGCAUCACUGAUCCCCUCCGAGGAGAGGUUUUGACGUUUAAGGAAAUAACUUGGCAGACGCUUCGAGUUGAGGCAGAUGCCACAGAGAAUGGCGAGCAGGACCCAGUUACCACUCCGUUGAGGCUCAUCACCAACCAAGGCCGGAUCCGGAUAGCCCUCAAGAGAAGAACCAAGGAUUGCAAUGUGGUUGCCUCCAAGUUGACGUUCCUGCUGGAUGAGCUGCUCUGGGUGCUGACUGACUCCCAGCUCAAGGCGAUGAUGAAGUAUGCAGAAUCGCUGAGGGAGGCCGUGGAGAAGUCGGCCCAGCAGAGGAAGGGCCUGGCGCCUGAGCCUGCGCAGACCACCCCUCCUGCUCCCAGUGCUCAGCAGACCUGGGCCCAGGCAUUUGGUGGCAGCCAGGGCGGCGGCGGUGGCAGUAGCGGCAGCGGCAGCAGCAGUAGCCGCCUCAGCCAAUAUUUCGACAAGUUUGAUGUAAAGGAGUCUUCCUACCACCUGCUCAUCUCCCGCCUGGACCUGCACAUUUGUGAUGACAGCCAGUCCCGAGAGCCAGGCGUCUCUGCAAACAGACUGACGGGCGGCGCCAUGCAGCUUACAUUCCGCAAGAUGGCGUUCGACUACUACCCCUUCCACCGGGCAGGUGACAGCUGUAAGCACUGGGUGAGGCACUGUGAGGCCAUGGAGACCCGCGGCCAGUGGGCCCAGAAACUGGUGACGGAGUUUCAGAGUAAGAUGGAGAAGUGGCAGGAGGAGACCCGUGUGAGAGCACCGUGGCACCUGGGGGUGGAGUCUCCCUUCCGGAAGAAAGCAGACUCUUUCUCUGGUCCUGGAAAGAUCCCUCUUGACAAAAGUGCUGCUCAGGGCCGGCAGGCUGCCUGUGGGCCUCCAGCAUGGAAUCGCUUACGGUCUAGCUGCCUGGUUGUACGAGUUGAUGACCUGGACAUCCACCAGGUCUCCACAGCUGGACAGCCAAGUAAGAAACCAUCCACUCUGCUCUCCUGCAGCCGCAAACGCCACCGCCUCCCAGCUCAGGCGGCUGCUGUCCACGUGCAGUUCACGGAGUAUUACUUCCCGGAUAAUCAGGCGCUUCCAGUCCCCUGUCCCAAUCUCUACAUCCAGCUGAAUGGUCUGACGUUUACUGUGGAUCCUGCCAGCUUGCUCUGGGGAAACCUCUUUUGCUUAGAUUUAUACCGCAGCUUGGAGCAGUUCAAAGCUAUCUAUAAGCUGGAAGGUUCAAGGCAAAAAGAUGAACAUUUGGACAUUCGACUGGACGCGUUCUGGCUGAAGGUGAGCUUCCCGCUGCAGAAGCGAGAACAGGCAGAGCCACAUCGUCCCCAGGCUCUCGUCCUCUCCACGUCGGGCAUGGUUGCCACCAACACGCGGCAGGCCCCGCACUGCGGCUGUCCUGACCUACAGAGGCUCUUCCGGGCCUUUGCUGCUGCCGAGUUCUUUCGCUCUAGUUAUGGCCACUUCCCCAAGGUUCCUGGGGGCUUCAGCCUUCUGCACAUGCUCUUCCUGCAUCACGCUUUCCAGACGGAGUCCCUCCCAGCUCAGCCCAGCUCCCUUCAUCCUCAGAGACUGGCAGCAUCCCAGGAUCUCUGGUCCCUGCACUUUACCCAGAUCUCCUUGGACUUUGAAGGCACAGAAAACUUCAAAGGCCAUACCUUGAAUUUUGUGGCCCCCUUCCCCUUGUCUAUUUGGGUUUGCCUUCCUCUUCGCUGGCAGCAGGCCCAGGCACGGCGGCUCCUUUCGGCCUCAGAGGGGAGGCUAAAGCCGUCGGCCAGUUUUGGCAGUCCUGUGCACUCUGAAGCUCUUGCCCCUGAGUCUGUGUCCCAGCAGAGGUCAAAGACCGAACGGGAUUUGAAAAGCCUCUCAGGUUCUACAGAAGAAGCCCCAGAGGUUCUGAGAGACGGUGAUGCUGGCGUCGACCACAAAGGGCGAGUGGCCGAGCUGGAGGACGUGGCAGACGUUCACAUGCUUGUUCACUCGCCUGCGCAUGUCAGGGUGAGGCUGGACCACUACCAGUACCUGGCUCUGCUCCGCCUCAAGGAGGGGCUUCAGGGGCUUCAGGAGCAGCUGACCAAGGACACAGAAGCAGUGACUGGCUCUGCCCUGCGUAACCAGACAGCUUGCAUUGGCGUCCUCUUCCCCAGUGCUGAGGUGGCCCUCCUCAUGCAUCCUUCCCCUGGGUCCGCUGGUGCUGAUGCUGCGGGCUCGGAUACCACCAGCCUCAUAGACUCAGAGCUGUCUCCGUCAGAGGACCGCGAACUGAAGUCUGAUGCCUCCUCAGACCAAGGCCCAGUAAGCCCUGAGAAGGCCCUGAGGGACAGCAGUGUUGAAAGUGUAGCAGCGUCCCAGGAGAGGCUGCACGGCGAAGAAGAGCCACAGGACUUGGGUCCCCCUGCCCAGCAGCCGGCAGAGAAGAGCCACGAGGCAGUGGAGGCUCUACAGGCCAAGAAGCUGAGCAGAGCGCAAACUGCCAGCUCCCCAGCUGCCGUGAAGUCCCCGGCUGACAGGGAUGCUGCUCUGAAUGGACAAGGCGAGCCCAUACCCUUGAGAAACAUUGAGGGGGAAUUGUCCAGUGCUAUUCACAUGACCAAGGAUGCCACCAAGGAGGCCCUACAUGCUACCAUGGACCUCACCAAGGAAGCCGUGUCCCUGACUAGGGAUGCCUUCAGUUUAGGUAGAGAUCGAAUGACCUCUACCAUGCACAAGAUGUUGUCCCUGCCUCCCGCCAAGGAAGCCAUGUUGAAGCCAGAUGAGGCGGUGGGGACCCCGGUGAGUGGGGGUGCGGCCCGGCUCCGGUUUUUCUCCAUGAGGAGGACAGUCUCUCAGCAGUCAUUUGAUGGUGUCUCGGUGGACAGCAGUGGCCCUGAAGACCGGAUUUCGGUGGACAGCGACGGCAGUGACAGCUUUGUGAUGCUCUUGGAGGCUGAGUCUGGCCCAGAGUCCGUCCCGCUAGGAUCUGUGACAAGUGUCUUGGAUGAGAGUGGUGCUCCAGGGAGUCCUGUUACGGAUAGCUGUGGCCAGGGGCUUCCAGACAGCAGCAGCUCAGUGUCAGCCAGCGCUGACCUCGUUGUUCACUCGGUGUCAGUUCUGGUCCUGAAGGUGAAGGAAGUGUCCUUUGGGAUUGAGGUUCGUGGUGAGGACCUGACAGUCGCCUUGCAAGCAGAGGAACUGGCCCUGCAGCAGCUGGGCACCGUGGGGCUCUGGCAGUUUCUACAUGGACAGUGCCCAGGAACAAGCUUUCAGGAGCCCUCAAAUCUGAAUAGCGGCCGCACCAGGCCUGCUGUGGGACUGCGCUUUGAGGUGGGGCCUGGUGCAGCUGUUCACUCCCCACUGGCCACACAGAAUGGUUUCCUACGGUUCUUACUUCGGGGCUGUGACCUGGAGCUGUUCACCUCAGUGCUCAAUGGUCUGGGGCCUUUCUUGGAGGAUGAGGAAGUCCCAGUGGUUGUCCCGAUGCAGAUUGAUCUCCUCAACUCCAGUAUUACUCUCAAGGAUGAUAUCCCUCCCAUCUAUCCAACGUCACCUGGCCCUGUCCCCAUCACUUUGGCAAUGGAGCAUCUUGUGCUGAAGCGGAGUGAUGAUGGCGUGUUUCAUCUUGGCGCUCCUGCUCAGGACAGACCAUUGACUGAAGUAUGUGAGAAGCAGCAGCUCCCAAAGGAACAGCUGCUCCCGGUGCCCACAGGACAGGGUGUGGUAGGCCAGGGAGAAGACCUGCCCACCCUGCAGCAAGAACUUAGGGACACCAAGCAAGCGCUGGCCGUUGCCAACCAGGACAAAGAAAUACUUCUCCAGGAGAUUAGGAAGUACAAUCCUCUCUUUGAACUUUGACAUCAGCUCAGCUGGCUGUGCCAAGGAGAGACCAUAUCACCAGCAACAGCGCCACCUAGGACAGAGGUGCCGAGGAGCAGCGGGCUGGGAGCCUGCUUCCUGAGCUGCUGGCCUGGGUGGAGGACAGGGCAGAGCAUCGCCGCCUCAAGGAAGUGGGAUGGCUGUGUCCCUAGCACUGCGCAUGCCUUGCCUUUACGCAGCCUUGUAGCCCUCUGCGUACUACGCUAUGGGG
This is a messenger RNA of Acomys russatus (golden spiny mouse), 4661 nucleotides long. It is a transcript of the gene Bltp3a, whose product is annotated as bridge-like lipid transfer protein family member 3A. Bases 95 to 4429 code for a protein of 1444 amino acids. The record is from RefSeq and is a predicted model, not a curated record. The transcript has 21 exons. Lineage: Eukaryota; Metazoa; Chordata; Mammalia; Rodentia; Muridae. Gene Ontology annotation, molecular function: histone deacetylase binding.